AUGCUUUUAUUUUAUUCUCAGGGAAUCUAUGAUUUGAACAAUAUGAAGACGACGCUGAAAGGAAAUGAAAAGCAAAGUGAUUCGGGUACCUCGGCACUACAAAACCAGUUUCGUAGUGUUGCCAAAUCCUUAAAGGCAUCGCAGAACGCGACGGAGAAUGCUUUCCGUGCGUAUCUGGAUGUUAACUCGAAAUACGUUCUUGAAGGGGAACCGAUGAAGUGGCUCGCCUGUUCGCUCUACUUCCACACACCGAAUGAUAUGAAAGGUCCACAUGUCAACAGCUCCUUGUCGCUCGCAAACUUACUGAUAACCUUCAAUUCGUCAUUUGGAGGGUUCAUGAAGAGAUGUGAAAACUGGACGGCGAUGAAUUCCCUGAAUGCUGAGAGGAUGUUCCCGGUACUCAAGCAACAAUACGAUGCAUUUAUCGUUUCUAAGCUGAUUUUCCGGUCCUACGAUGAAAUGUUUUGGAAGAUGUUCGUGCCAGGAGCUGAAGUUUCUGAUGCUGCACUCAGCUCAAAGCUGCAAGAUUCGAAAAACGCCAGAAAAAAGCAACCUGGCGAAUUAAAGAAGCCGCCGACGUCGGAAGAUGUUUUCCAAUUUGCUUGGGGGUUAUUCAGCUACAUCAGACAAGAAGAGGGAAACUGUCUGGACAUAGUCUCCUCCAACACUUUGCUGCUUGUCUGCAUCGAAUAUAUAAUCCAAAAUGUGGUGACUGCUGGAUACACUCAUUUGCUCAAUAGAAAUUUCGAUAUGUUCCCCCGAGAAAUAUUCGACUGCAGAGACCCCCCAGCGCUUCUUGAACAACUCUGCAAUCGUUUCAACAGUUUUUUCAAUGACGCACGUGGAAUCAGGUCAAAUGGAUUAAUUGCCCGAUUAUCUAUCCUGAGUGAACGCGAGACAUUGAAGCUCGACAGAUCGCUGAUGGGCUGUUUGAACGAGGAAAAUAUUGCUUGGAAUGUUCACGGCAUAUUUGCUGUCUACUACGAAUCGAAUGAAAAGAUGCGCGGUUAUGAUGACUUACAACUCUUACGAUUACCAAGAAAGUUGUCUUCGUCGUUGCAUUUCGGGGUAGAGCCUUUGUUGGACUCAGGUGCCGUCAUGUAUAGCCCUAGAAAUAUUGUGAACCUCACCCAACGCCGCAGUGAUUCAAAGAGAACCGCAGAAAAUGUUGCAAAUUUGCAAAAUCUGUUGAACGGAUUGACGAGGAGUCCGAGUGAUAAGUUGCUGGAAAAUUUGACGAAACUUAGCAAUGGAUGCGACGUCAGUCUGGAAACAAAGAUAGAUCAGAUUGUUCAGGCUUGUGUUGCCAAAUUCCGGGAACAUCAUGGUCAAGAAAUAUCCGGUGUUGAAGCUCAAGAAACGUAUGCGAUUGCAUUGUACUACAAAGUUUUAGAAGGGCUAAUUGCUGACGAAAAGUCUCGGUUGUCGGACGAUUUGUUGUGUGCUGUGUUGAACGAAACCGUGCUUCAUUUUGCACUUGUAGCGUUGUGCUUCGAACUCGUGUUGUAUUGCACACACGAUGUUCGAUACGCGUUUCCCUGGAUCUUGAAUUCCUUGUCCCUCCCAGCUUUUCAUUUCUUCAAAGUGAUCGAGCUUAUGAUUCGUGUCGAACCUGAUCUAAGCCAUCUUAUGGUCUCACACCUCAAAAAAUUAGAGGAACAAAUUCUGGAAUCCAUGGCUUGGAUGGAUGAUAGUCCGCUUUGGGAGAAAAUUUAUCCGAAAGGGCUCCCCUUGAAAAUUCCCACGUGUGCCGAUGCAUUCCUCCCGGGUCAGUUGGAGGAGAUCGGACGCAAUAUCGUAGCCCAGUACCAGCAGAUUGAGUCGAAAACAGAGUCGAACGGUGUUCCGGAAACAAAACCGGACUCGGAACCAAAGAAAUCAACGAGAAACCACACGAGCGUGGAGAUAUUCUUUCGCAAGUUCUAUUACCUGGCUUAUGUGAGGCUGAACUGUUUCAACGAAUUGUUAGAGAUGAAACCUGGGGACUUAGUGCAGAGGACGUGGACGUGUUUCGAGCACGCCAUUUGCAAUUUCACGCAGAUCAUGCGCGGUCGACACAUGGACCAGAUCCUCAUGUGUUGCAUCUACGUCAUGUGUAAGGUCACUGGGGAAGAGCUGCGAUUUGAAGAUAUCAUGAGGUGUUACCGAACCCAGCGGAAUGCGGCUUCCAUGAUCUACAGAUCGGUAUUGAUCAGACAUCCUGGAGUGCCUGUCACACCAGUCAGUGAGGCACAUGCUGGUGAUCGAGGGGAUAUCAUUCAAUUUUAUAAUGAGGUUUUCGUAGACAAGCUUGGGGGCUUCGCUCAAACCUUUUUUGGCGACCGAAGUGGAAACACGGACGAAUCCUUACAGUAUUUAUCUCCGCGUCCCAGACUUCAGACUGCCAUGUCACCCAGGAAACGCGUGUCCAAAGAAGUAAGGUUGUACGUCAGUCCGUACAAUAACAGAAUCCGUCCACCUUCCCAAAGCCCCGGCAGGGUCCAAUUUCAACUUACAUUAGACCAGCGACUGCCUUCAAAGAACGUGAAGGCGAUCAACGACUUCGUUCAAGAGCCUUUCGUAGUAGCGGAAGGCGGUAAUUUUGAUGAAGAAUUGUCUCAUCCAUUCAGGUACGAAUUGUGCGAUUUCGUUGCGUCGAAAAUUAAAUCUGGGACAAUGGUCGUGAGUCUAAUGUCGGUUUGUGGCAAGUUGCAUAAGGAUUAUGUUGCAUCAACGCCGAAGAGACUCAAGAUCAUUGAUGCAUACCUUCUGUAUGUUUUGCUGACUGGGAUCCUGCAGUUUGUCUACUGCUGUCUGGUUGGCACUUUUCCCUUUAAUUCCUUCCUUUCUGGAUUCAUCUCCACCGUUGGAUGCUUUUCUUUGGCCGUGAAAGAAGGUGUGCAUGGACGUCGAAAGAUCAAGUUGGAACUCAAGCAGAAGACACACAUCGUGAGCGAUCGCAUUCGUAUCCCGGCGAGCAAGAAAUCAACCUCGCAUCCGAAACCAGCUUUCAGCGAAACUACGUCAAAUCCUCCGUCCGUCUCGACAAAGCGGGUGGACGUUGGGUUUAGACUUGAUCCCUUCCCGUUCCCGCCGUUGCCCGGACCUGGACCGACCCCGCGGAACUCCGCAAAGCUUGCUGCAGCCGCAGCUGCUGCUGCGGAAAUUGUCGAGCGGAAACGGAAAAGUAAGACGCAGUCGGAAGGCGCCGGCGUUGGUUCUUCAGAAGAUACUGUCACUUGUGGCGAAGAACCGCCGAAUAACUCCGUUAAUUUGGAUGAAGAGGGAAGUGGAGUGAACGGAGUGAAACCCGGAGCUUCCGCGACUUCGACUGUCGAAGAAGAAUCAAAACGCAUACCACAAGAGGUCGUUGAGAGCGACGAAUCCAGUGGGAGCAGCAGCAGUCGGGAUUCUUCGAAAAAGAGUCACAAGAUCAAAGAACACUUGGCAGGUUCGACGAGUCGUCCUAAAGUUUCGCAAGGAAAAAAGAAGCAGUUACAUUCCGCAAGGGGAAGGAAGGAAACCGAAGAAACUAUGAAAAAGAGGAAAUCCUGCUCACCUGUGUCUAGUUCCGGGGGAAAUGGUGGUCGAGGCGGGAACGCUCGCCGGAAACGUCGCAGUUCAUCGGAAGAUCAAGCUAGUAGACGAUCCCGUGGUGCUAGGAAAAGAAAGAAUGCAUCUAGCGGGAGCUCCCGAAGUUCGUCAAGUUCUAGUUCCAGUUCAACUUCGGGGUCAAGCUCGACCAACUCCAGCAGUUCUUCGUACAGCGACAAAGAUUCUCCGAGAAAGCCUCGAUCUGUUGUGAGAAGCAGAGUUCGUGGGGGUAAUGAUCGCGCCGGUCCGUCCAGGAAUCGCAAUUACGCGAGGACUAAAGUUGUAAAGACGUCGCCGGACCGAAAACGUGUCGAGUCACGGUUGCCUGUGUUCCCCGGUAAAACUGCCGGGUUUGGUGGUAAUCUCAUGAAGAAGGAUGAAUUCAGGAUGAAGGCCUCUUCAUCUAGGACCGAUAGUCGAAAACGAGCCAGGAGUCGCAGUCCAGCCUACAGCCCGGAUUCCAAAUUUUACCGCGACGAAAAAGACGAAGCGAAACCUGUGGCGAAAACUUUCAAGAAGCUGAAGUCCUCUGUGACAAUGUCCAGAUUCCCGGAGACUAAUAACAGAGAUGCGACGCCGCCGUCGACGAAAAGUGGGAAUCGUAGCGGGAGCGCCUCUCCGCCCGCGCCAAGCUCUGUGAGUAAACGGCGGUCUUUGUCGAAGGAAACUGACAAGUCGGCCAGUAGUAGCGGCGGGGGCGUCGGACGGAAAAAUCGGACUUCGGGUACUCCGCCGAUCCUCAAGUCUCCUGCACCCAGUACAGAACCGAGGAAGAAAGAAGGAAAAAGAGCUGGAGAAAAGAAGCUGGGUGAUGAUAAGACCGGUGUUCGAUGGAACACUCAAGGCAAAGAGAAGGAUAAAGCAGCAUCAAAAUCCGGCGCAGGCUCUUCUCGUAGAGCUACGCUUUUAGAGAUGGACCGAGAAUCCAGGCAUGGUCGAAGCAAGCCCGCACGAUCGUCGACGUCAGGUCGCCGGCGUCGGAGUAGCAGCGGAAGCAGCAGCUCUCGGUCCCGGAGCCAAGCUGAUCGACUGAACCGACGUCGCGGGAAAAACGGCAACAGCAACAACAACCCCAAUGAUGACGACGGCGGCAUCGGAUCGGGCAGCAAAAGCGGACGCGUGGCAUCAGCGAGGAGCUUCAAGAGCAAACCUUCAGUCGCUGCCGCCUUGGUCUCAGACCGGGACCCACACGCCCGGUGCGGUGGCGGCGGCGGCAAUGUGCCGGACGUGUGCUACUUGGGAGAGCUGAUGGUAGCGCGGGGAAACGGCCUACAACUUAAGUUUCUGAGGCCUAUGCUUUGGGAUCAUGAUGAUCGCAGCCGAAGAUGGGUCGUUCAUGGACUCCCGCAUCCUUCAGCGCAUUUCCCCGACUUCCCGCCUUACGAAGGCGAGGAGUUGCACAGAAGAGGGCGGCACCGAGGAGCCGAUGGUGGCGGCGCUGGGUCUCCUUACGCGGGCCUGCGGCUCCGUGGGGAACACCGGUUGCUGAAACUACCGCCGCCUCCACCGCACGCGGUGCUGGCACCGCCGCCUCCUGGUGGGUUACCUUCCACCCGGCUGGGCCCGGGGCAGCGCACCCUCGCUCUGCCUUCCGCCGCGAACAGCGCUAACGCUGCCCCGCGGGGGUUGCGAUACAGAAUGGACGCGGGGUUCGGUGAUUUGCCUGGUGAUGAGCUGGGACUCGGACUGGACGUUCUUGACGACCGUCCGAAAAGCAUCGGAAGGAGAGUGAAACGUCGGGAAUCUCCCAAUAUGGAUCCUGUUGGGAAUGAUAAUCAAGACAAACCGCAAGAGGAGGACAAAUCUGCGGCUUUGAGAUGGGUCGUUCAUGGACUCCCGCAUCCUUCAGCGCAUUUCCCCGACUUCCCGCCUUACGAAGGCGAGGAGUUGCACAGAAGAGGGCGGCACCGAGGAGCCGAUGGUGGCGGCGCUGGGUCUCCUUACGCGGGCCUGCGGCUCCGUGGGGAACACCGGUUGCUGAAACUACCGCCGCCUCCACCGCACGCGGUGCUGGCACCGCCGCCUCCUGGUGGGUUACCUUCGUGGGCCGACCCGGGCCCCGUCGCGUGGGAGCGAGACGGAAGGCGGCGCUUGUCGCGAUUGCGACGGGGCGCCCCCAAACACGGUGGGGCCGAUUGGCGAGAGGACGAGAAAAGGUUGCGAUACAGAAUGGACGCAGGGUUCGGUGAUUUGCCUGGUGAUGAGCUGGGACUCGGACUGGACGUUCUUGACGACCGUCCGAAAAGCAUCGGAAGGAGAGUGAAACGUCGGGAAUCUCCCAAUAUGGAUCCUGUUGGGAAUGAUAAUCAAGACAAACCGCAAGAGGAGGACAAAUCUGCGGUUUCGAGAGCUCAAGAGCAAGAACCGCGGAAUCUGAAGCAGCUGGAAGAUGUGAAGCCGAAUGUGGACGUGAAGCCCGAUUCGAGUUGCUUGCCUGACUCGGCUGUGGCCAAAGAUGAGCCGGACAGUGACAUCAAGCCCGCUGUGGCGGAGAAACAAAGCGCGGGAGCGGAUGAGAGUGACAACGAGGGUGUCGUUGGCAUGGGUAUCGGUGUGGAAGAGGAAGAAUGGGAGACCAUAGAUUUCGAGGAAAUCUCUGACGAGGAGCUUACUGCCAACGAAGACGAGCGGGAGGAUGCUUGCGAUGAAAAGAAACCCGCGAUAGCUGAUGUUGACUGGAGUGAGUUGCUGAACGACACUAGGAAGCGUCCCGGAGGUGUACAAGAAAACGGGGACCAUGACGUGAGCAGGAUAUCUGUGAAACGCAGACUCGCGCCUGGGAGAUUAUUUGCCGAGAUCGGCGUUAGUGCAAAAUUUGCGAGUGCUUCGUUAAUCGCAGAAAUCAAAGCCGCCUGUCUGGCCGCUGCCAUUGAAGAUGCUGAAGUUGAAGGAGAGAAUUCUGACGAGAAUUCGAAACCGGAAAGUUUCGAGUUUCUGUCUCCGAUUGCAAGCUUCCAUUCCAUGAAAUUGCGGGAGCUAAAGAUUCGAAAGAAACUGUUCAACUUCGGACGAUCCAAACAAGGAUUAUCUGCGCUGAAGGAUUUUCAGAUCCGGAGAUUUUUGACGAAAGCACCGGAUAUGAAUGACUAUCUGUGGACUUCCAGUCUGAUGAACGUUACCCGAGGUUCCCAGCCAGAUGCGUUUCAAGAGGCUGUGCAAUUGUAUCGCGCAAGGAAUUGUUGAAGGAAACUCGAGCAUUGGAAUGUAUGUGUACUUCUUUUUGUUUUUGUUUUUUUCCUCGUUGAGAACUUGGUUCCGGAUUUUCUUCAUAUUUCUUUUCGAAUGGUUUUCUUUUUCUGUUCAGGGUUUUUUUUCCGGGCGCGUUACGAUGCUUGCUUUUUUGCCAAUGAUUCGUAUUGUCGCUCGGUC
This is a messenger RNA of Notodromas monacha, 6942 nucleotides long. NCBI's taxonomy places the organism in Eukaryota, Metazoa, Arthropoda, Ostracoda, Podocopida, Cyprididae. The record is from the annotation of a GenBank genome assembly.